Messenger RNA from Ilex paraguariensis (yerba mate), 381 nucleotides. The record is from the annotation of a GenBank genome assembly. NCBI's taxonomy places the organism in Eukaryota, Viridiplantae, Streptophyta, Magnoliopsida, Aquifoliales, Aquifoliaceae.
AUGGGGGUUUGUUAUGCAAACUCUUUCCUAAUCCGAACCCUUCUCCUGUUAGGAUUCAAAUCACCGCCUCCUUCACUCUAUAUAUAUUUACCCACCAGUCCCCUCCGAUGGAACAACUACGCCAACUGGGAAGAGUCCCAAAAUGCGGAUUUCAAUCGAGCCCGGUCUGUUUGGGAAAGUGCCUUAGAAGUCGAUUACCGUGACCACUCUAGUUGGUUUAAGUACGCCGAUUUCGGGAUGAAGAAUAAAUUCAUCAAUCGUGCUCGGAAUGUCUGGGACCGCGCGGUAACGUUGUUGCCUAGGGUUGAUCAGUUGUGGUAUAAGUACAUUCACAUGGAAGAAGUACUAGGCAAUGUCGCUGGUGCGCGACAGAUUUAUUAA